CUUACACCCCACUCAUUGACGCUACAGAUUACUUCGACUUCACUGUCUCGCUCAUAUUAAGAAGCAGCAUCUGCCAUCGAUCUGUCAUUGAGAAUCUACUACGAUACUUCUGCCUAUCCUCGAGCUUCCGCAUCCCUCUCUCUCUUCACCCUCACGAUGAAGAUCGCAGAACGCACGUACGUUAUAUCAGGCGGUGCAUCCGGCCUCGGUCUCGCAACGGCCCGCGACCUACACGCUCAUGGCGCCUAUGUCUCCCUCCUGGAUCUCAACAGCGAUUCCGGCUCUAAAAUUGUCUCUGAGCUCGGCUCGCGUGCGAAAUUCUUCGAAGUAGACGUCUCCGAUACCGAUUCGAUCGCAGAGGCAAUAAAAGGCACCGGAGCAUGGGUCAAAGAGACAGGAAAGGACAUCGGCGGGGUAGUGGCUGGUGCUGGCGUUGGACUACCGGGGCUGAUCAUUGACAAGAAGAACGAGCCUAUUCCGAUAUCGAGCAUCGACUUCGUGCUCAACAUUAACCUACGGGGAACACUGGAUCUUAUUCGCCAAGUGUUGCCGUAUAUGACGACCGCGAACCACGAGGGACCAGACGGCGAGCGAGGUGUGAUAAUCAUGAUUGCGAGCUCGGCAGCGUUCGACGGGCAGAUGGGACAAGUUGCGUAUGCGGCCAGUAAAGGUGCCGUGGCGAGCUUGACGCUGCCACUUGCGCGAGAUCUCUCCAAAUACGGCAUUCGCGCUGUUACGAUCGCACCGGCGUUGUUCGACUCGAAUAUGACAAAAAUGCUGAGCAGCAAGGUGAAGCUGAGCUUGAUGAACGCGAUGGAGUUCCCCAAGCGAGCGGGGCAGCCGGAAGAGUUUGCGAGGGUUGUGAGAGAUUCGGUGGAGAAUAGCAUGCUCAAUGGGACCGUGAUACGGUUGGACGGCGCCAUGCGGAUGCCGGCGAGAUUGUAGAGAUAUGUAGAAUAGCUAUGUUCCCUACAACAUGGAUUUGGUCAUGCUUUUUGGGAAUCGGCGCGCUCAUCGCUUCCUCUCCCGAAUCUUGAACU
Trematosphaeria pertusa is the source of this 1040-nucleotide messenger RNA. Its product is annotated as 3-hydroxyacyl-CoA dehydrogenase type-2. The record is from RefSeq and is a predicted model, not a curated record. NCBI's taxonomy places the organism in Eukaryota, Fungi, Ascomycota, Dothideomycetes, Pleosporales, Trematosphaeriaceae. The transcript has a single exon. Bases 157 to 945 code for a protein of 262 amino acids. Gene Ontology annotation, molecular function: oxidoreductase activity.